GAUACGAUCCAAUCAAAAUGCGUUUUACAACUUGCGACAGCUGCCCGUCCUUGACCUUACCACAUCACUCAGCCGGCGGUAGUGAAUCAACAUUAGAGAGAAGCGUGGUCUCGUGGAUAAAGUAAACGUCCAGAAUGUCGGAAACUCUGAAAGUCUUGGUGACUGGCGCCGCAGGGCAGAUUGCCUACUCCCUUGUCAUUGCCAUAGCCAGAGGAGAGGUGUUUGGAACAAACCAGGCUCUGGAUCUUGUUCUGUUGGACAUCGCGCCCAUGAUGGGCGUGCUCAAUGGAGUGGUGAUGGAACUGCAGGACUGUGCUCUCCCUCUUCUCAAAAGUGUGAUUCCCACCUGUGAUGAGAGUGUUGCCUUCAAGGACGUCGAUGUUGCAUGUCUUGUGGGCUCCAUGCCACGGAGAGAGGGAAUGGAACGCAAGGAUCUCCUCGCCGCCAAUGUCAAGAUCUUCAAGACACAAGGCAACUCAUUGGACAAGUAUUCAAAAAAAUCUGUGAAGGUAGUGGUUGUAGGUAACCCAGCCAACACAAACGCAUUAAUCUGUUCUAAAUAUGCUCCAUCCAUCCCGAAAGAGAACUUUUCCUGCCUGACCAGACUGGACCAGAACAGAGCCCAGUCACAGAUCGCUGCCCGCGUGGGCGUUCAAGUGGCCGAUGUCAGCAACGUCAUCAUCUGGGGCAACCACUCUUCCACGCAGUUCCCCGACAUUGGCCAGGCCAAGGUCAAGGUACAGAACGAGGUGAAGGACGUACGAAGUGCUGUCAAAGAUGACAACUGGCUCAACAAUGAAUUCAUCCAGACGGUGCAGAAGCGAGGGGCCGCAGUCAUAGCUGCCAGGAAGCUCUCCAGUGCGAUGUCGGCUGCCAAGGCAAUCUGUGACCACCUCCGAGACUGGUGGUUUGGCACCAAGGAGGGCGCCAUCACAUCAAUGGGGGUAAUCUCUGAUGGAUCGUACGGGAUCCAAGAGGGUCUUGUCUACAGUUUCCCAGUUACGAUUGCUGCAGAUAGGAGUUACACAAUUGUUAAGGGUAUUGCUAUUGAUGACUUUGCCCGAGAGAAGAUGGACGCCACACAGAAGGAGCUUGUCGAGGAACGCGACAUGGCCAUCAGUGUCUGUCAAGAUUGACUGUUCGGACCCAAACUAUAGAAUCUGUCUACUAACACUUCUUGUAUUUAAGCCCUGGUGGUUGACCAUCAGCUCUGUUCCAGGAAUGGUAUGUCUAUAGGAUUUAUCUAGUUGUGAUUGUCAAGUUUGCAGUCAGUGUCAUUACAAAUUCUCAAAUUUUGAAAAAGAUAUGUGCCAGGCAAGGGCACCUAGUUUGGAAUGCUAGAUAAAUCCCUGGUCCUACUUAACUGUGGAUGAAAGCUGAUGAGCAAAUUAGAACAUUAAAAAAGGCAUUUUUGUAAAUGUGUGUGUAUGUAUGUGAAACCAGUUCACACCACUGUGUUACUUACAGCAUUACUUUAAAUCUGUCGAGGUCAUGACAAGGCUAGUCAUUAAAUUAAAACAUUUGUAGUGGUUACAGUAACCCAUUAAUUUUGAAUGUAUAUAGGUGUGAUGUUUGGUUUGUGAUCUCACAUCGAUACCUGGAAUCAUUGAAAGUGACGAUGACGUUGAUUGAAAUAUCAGGGCAUAAAUACUUGAACAUACCAUACAGAAUGACCUGUAUGCAAUAAGAGAUAUAGUUUUAUUGUGGUCAUUUUAUAAUCCUUCUAUUAUAUAUCCAGCUUGUGAGUCAGGUGUUGAGCUGGGUUUAUAGAGAGCUCAGAGUACCUUUCUGUUGAUUUGUCCAAAUGCUCAUCUAGAUCAUUGUCAGUGCUAUGAAAUAAAACAGGAACCAUA
Haliotis rufescens (red abalone) is the source of this 1853-nucleotide messenger RNA. RefSeq names its product malate dehydrogenase, cytoplasmic-like. The transcript has 8 exons. The record is from RefSeq and is a predicted model, not a curated record. Lineage: Eukaryota; Metazoa; Mollusca; Gastropoda; Lepetellida; Haliotidae. The coding region runs from base 135 to 1136 and encodes 333 amino acids. Gene Ontology annotation, biological process: malate metabolic process; tricarboxylic acid cycle; oxaloacetate metabolic process. Gene Ontology annotation, molecular function: L-malate dehydrogenase (NAD+) activity. Gene Ontology annotation, cellular component: cytosol; mitochondrion.